CACAGGGUUUGUCUGGCAGUCAGCUGUGAAAAGACGCUGAAGUUUGGCGUUCAUUGGAUUUUAUUCAUCACCCACCUCACUUGUUGGACAUGGGAUUUCUUCUGACUAAGAUGAUGGCUGUUUUCGGUGACAGAGAGCACAAAGUUGUUAUGGUGGGUUUGGACAACGCUGGAAAGACUACCAUCCUCUAUCAGUUUCUGACAAAGGAGGCCGUCCACACGUCACCAACCAUCGGCAGCAACGUAGAGGAGAUCACUGUACGUAACACAAACUUCUUGGUUUGGGAUAUCGGAGGACAGGAGAACCUUCGAGCCAGUUGGUACUCAUACUUCGGCAACACAGAGAUUGUCAUUCUGGUUGUGGACAGCACUGACCGCGAACGUCUCACUCUCACCAAAGAAGAGCUGCAUCGAAUGCUCUCACAUGAGGACCUACAGAAUGCAGCCAUUCUUGUUUUGGCCAACAAACAGGAUGUGAAAGGCUCGAUGACAGCAGCAGAGAUCUCCCAGUGCCUCACACUCGACUCAAUCACAACACACUCCUGGCAUGUCCAAGCCUGUUGCGCCUUGACAGGAGAAGGUCUACCUGCCAGUCUGGACUGGAUGAAGUCGCGGGUUGUUGCAAACUAGAACACAGCUCCAGUGUAUCAAACUUCCUCAAACUGAGCCUACCUCAAAGGCACUGGAAAGGCCACGGUGUCAGGGUUAUCUACAGUGUUUUGGGCAAAGUCCUGUGAACAUGGCGUCUGUGAUAGAGCCUGCCUCGCCACACCUACAGUAUGUCGUGCCCAGCUACGUAAGAAUCUCCAAGGGGUUGCCUCUCAUAUGGCUGAGCCUCAGGGUGGAGGAGCAACGGAGAAACAUGGACGAUCUUAGAGCUAAUUAACGUACAUCAAAUAUCAUGUCAAACUCGGGGUGAUGAUUUUUUUUACUCUUCCAAAAGCGCUUGCCUUUAUUCUAAUAAUCUGGUGUUUUUCACUUGUGGUUACAAAGAAUUGCACAGUUUGUGUUUUAUGCACCUUUACCGUAAGUAACCCAUGUUGCAGAGGUGCACCAUGUUUAUUAAGGUAACCUACCUGACAAGUAAUACCGCAUAUCACGAUCUCAUACGCCUUCUUUCAUUUCCCUGAGGUUAAUCAAUGGACAACAGCAACUUACUUUAUUGAAUUGUAAAGUAUCAUUCAGUCAUUCAUUACUAGAACUGAACAACCAAAGAUGUCCCAACCUACACUUGAAUAAUAAGCAUGAAGCAGGUAGAUCACAGAUGAUGAGUGAAAACAUUUAAGCUAAUGUUUUACUGAUAAAGUGAAAGAUUUUCUCAUAUGCAAAUUUUAGUAGGCUAAGCUGGUGACCUCUCAUUUCUCCUUUAGCGUCAUCAAUCAUGAUCACAUUUUGACCUUUGAUUGGUGAUUCCCGUCCCCGAUUACUUUCUUUUUUAAUUUACCUGAACUACUUCUGCUGCAGCUGAAUUUAGUACUUUACUAGUUACAAAGUAAUUUGUAUUAAACCUCUAUCAUGGAAGACUGAGAAGAAACUGUAAGCACAUAGGCCCAGUAUAGGUCAUGUGGCCUCCCUUGCUAAGUCUGCACCUGAUUAUAUUUUAUGCCAGUGAACAACAGGAAACUUCUGUUGGACUUAAACAUGUUUAGUAAUUUAUUUAAAUAAAAAAAACAAAGCUCUUGAACUAUUUACUGUAUAGGAAAUUGAGCUAGCUGCUAAGGACUAUGCGUCAUCUUUAAAAAGUAUAUAUUGUAUUGUGUAAUUUUCUUAAAUAAAUAUUAUCUUUGCAAAUA
This is a messenger RNA of Micropterus dolomieu (smallmouth bass), 1792 nucleotides long. It is a transcript of the gene arl5c, whose product is annotated as ADP-ribosylation factor-like 5C. Gene Ontology annotation, biological process: protein localization to Golgi membrane; intracellular protein transport; vesicle-mediated transport. The record is from RefSeq and is a predicted model, not a curated record. NCBI's taxonomy places the organism in Eukaryota, Metazoa, Chordata, Actinopteri, Centrarchiformes, Centrarchidae. Gene Ontology annotation, molecular function: GTPase activity; GTP binding. The transcript has 6 exons. Gene Ontology annotation, cellular component: trans-Golgi network; cytoplasm. Bases 90 to 629 code for a protein of 179 amino acids.